AUGGCUGCUACAAAGUUCCUCGCUUUGCUUCUGCAAGGCCUAAUCCUGUUCUCAGCGAAGGUUCAUGAGAAGCUGGAUGAGGCCACAUGGAAGCGCAUGGAGGAGCACGAUAAGGAGAUGAACCAGGAGAUGACUCAUCUGAUGGAGGAGAUGGACAGGAGAAGCAGACCUCAGUGGAACCUGGUGCCCAUGGUCCUGCAACAGAUGGCUCAGGAGCAGAGCAACAUGACCCAGCGAGCUGUACUCUUUGCUGCCAUUGCUGGAGUCCUCGUCCUCCUGUUUUGGCUCUGCUUGCGCAUCAGGAAAAGACACUGUGAGGAAGACUCAGUCCACAGGAUGUAUGAGAUCUCAGACAUCAGCACAGAUGAGGAGGAUGAGGAAGAAAAGGAUGUAGGAGACAGGAUUUUUGCCAGGCGCAUCCAGUGGCCUGUGCAGAAAAUGAUCUCCAGGAGCCAGGUGGUGAAGGAGCUGAUGGAUGACCUCGUGCAGGUCUUGCGACUGCGUCUGUCAAAUACCUUCUUGCCAAAGCUGCAGCCUGCCAUUGGUGUGGGCAGCUCAUUUGAAGGAUGGAGUCCCUAUGAGGUUAACGAUGUUAUCUACCACCUGCUUGUGCCCCUGAAGCCCCCCAUUGGGCACAAGUUCUGCCUGCAGCCACUGGGCAGCAGGUGGCAGAGGCCAGCCAGGGACUCCCGCAUCCGUGUGGAGCUGGAAUGCAGCUGUGAGAGACAGAACAGGCUAUGCUUACUCCACCACAGUAGGAGGCAGGGGAGGAGGAUUAGGAAGGCACCCAAGAUCCUAGAUAUCCUCUGUACCCACUCAUACCUAGAUGUGGAGAAAGUUGCUGACUGGUUCAAGGACUUGGUGAAGAAAUCCUGGAAGGAGGUGCCUCAGGCACACCACUACAAGAUGAAGGUGCUGCCCUACAGCCACAACUCCUGCCUGCUGCAGCUGAAAAGUGCCUCCAGGAGUACCUUCAUUCUUGAGAUCUUGUUUGGGGUGCAGCAAGGUGACUCAGACAUCUUCCUCAGCAGCCCUCCUGAAGCAGACACCAACACUGAAAGCACGGUGUGGACAAUGAGCUACCUUGUGGCAGAGGGGAAGUUCUUCAGCCAUAUUGCCAAACAGGUCCCAUGUGGCAGCUACCACCUCAAAUGCCUGCAUCUCUGCACCUCUGUCCUGGAGGGCACAGACAUUUCCCCCUAUAUCAUCAAGACAGUUGUCAUGCACCUCCUCAACACCAAACCCGUGUCAGGCUGGUGCAAACGGGACUGCAUUAUGCGGCUGGCAGAUAUCACGAGGUACCUGCACUGCUGUCUGGAACAGAAGAAGCUCAACUUCUUCUUCUAUGGCAAUACAGAGAUGCCCAGGGAGAUCAUCUUGCCUCCAGCCUUCCAAACAUAUGAGCCACACAACCUCUUGCAACAUCUGGUUCAGAAUCCGGCUGCCCACACCGAGGCAUUGAGACAGUUUGAGGAGAUUCAGGACAAGCUCAUGACCAGGCUGUACCAGGGGGUCUUAAACAGCAGACGAGCAUCUACAGCCAUGCAAUGA
Messenger RNA from Indicator indicator, 1551 nucleotides. RefSeq names its product inositol 1,4,5-trisphosphate receptor-interacting protein-like 1. Gene Ontology annotation, cellular component: membrane. Bases 1 to 1551 code for a protein of 516 amino acids. NCBI's taxonomy places the organism in Eukaryota, Metazoa, Chordata, Aves, Piciformes, Indicatoridae. The transcript has a single exon. The record is from RefSeq and is a predicted model, not a curated record.